AUGUCGGGAUUUGAUGAUAACCCAUUUGCAGAUUCGUCCAAUGUCAACCCUUUCCAAGUAAGAACCUUUAAUUCCACAGAGUUGAUACAAAGUUGCUGCUAACUUUUAACCAAGAUUUGCUAAAAAGUAACACAAAGAAACCUGUCGGGUGUGUUCUGGGUUUGUCUUAAUUCAGGCGACGUGGCAUGAUUGACAAAGCUUCAGCCACUAAUUUGUCAUUGUCUGCAAAUGAGGGUGGGGUUUCGCCGUUCUCUCAGAUACAGGAAGUUGCAAAUGUGGCUAAAAUUGCACAUUUGAUAAAGGAAAUAGUUUACAAACUGAUAAGACUGGUCUACUACUCUUUCUCAACAUCAUAUGGAAUUCCACAAGUUAGCUAGCACGCCAUGGCAUAGGCUAUACGUUCUUAGGGUAGGCUACUGUCAGUGAACACGUUGUCUGUCUCAUCUGUUUUUCAUGAACCUCAACCUACAGAAUUCAGUUUACCUUAAAAUGGGGAACAACCUGAACUCAGGGAUAGACGUAACAUAGUAAAUGUAAAUCCAAGACACUCCAUUGGUAUGAUAGGUUACGUUUCAUAUGUUUUAAUUUGUGGAUGUCCAUCAUCCAUUUUGUAUGACAUGUUACGAAUUUGCAAAGCAUAUGAUAUGUUACAAAUUCCAAUUUGUUGUGGCAACAUUAGCAAGGUUGCUAACACCAGAGAUAUUAGAGAAAGGAGGUGAUAGGAACCCAAUUGGGCAAUGAAUGGAGGAAUAUAUAUAUAUAUAUAUAUAUAUAUAUAUAUAUAUAUAUAUAUAUAUAUAUAUAUAUAAUGCCCCAACCAGCAGACUAUCGACCAAUCGCGUUCACGUUGUCAUGCUGCGUCAUGCAGUUGCUAAGAUAAUCGUCACGCAAUCCCUUCUCAAAGUCAUGGUAUGAGUCGAGAAACGUGCCUAUUUUCCUCGAAAGUACGUAAUGUCACGAUUCCAAAGCUAUACAAUAUUACAGAUGGCAACUUAAUUAUCUCACAUCUCAGAAAAUAUUUGUAAUGUUGUAUUUCUUGUUGAUAAAAUUCAUGCUAAUGUUGGGUUUUUGAGCUAGCGCCCAAUUGACUCCCAUUCACUCCUUGAAGGAGAACUCUCCUUGUCCCAGAAUUGCCCAGAAUAGACCGCAUGGCCCAUUGACGUAGCAUGGGCAACAUAAAUAAUGGCCGUUAAUACAAUUCCAAUGGAGUUUCCCAUCUCUUCUGAAGUAUCUUUGCUAACACUAACAUUAGCUAGGUGGCUAAUGUUAGCGAGGCGAAGGGUUAGCUAAAAAAAAGUACCUUAAAAAGUAGUAAGAAGUUGCUAAAGUUGCCUGUGAUGAGAUUCAUGAUGAAAUAACAUAUAAUUCUACACUGAACAAAAAUAUAAACGCAACGAUUUCAAAGAUUUGACUGAGUUACAGGUCAUAUAAGGAAAUCAGUCAAUUUAAAUAAAUUCAUUAGGCCGUAAUCUAUGGAUUUCUGGUAAUACAGAUAUGCAUCUGUUGGUCACAGAUACCUUAAGAAAAAGGUAGGGUUGUGGAUCAGAAAGCCAGUCAGUAUCGGGUGUGACCACCAUUUGCCUCAUGCAGCGUGACACAUAUCCUUCACAUAGAGUUGAUCAGGCUGUUGAUUGUGACCUGUGGAAUGUUGUCCCACUCCUCUUCAAUGGCUGUGCGAAGUUGCUGGAUAUUGGCGGGAACUGGAACAUGCUGUCGUACACGUCGAUCCAGAGCAUCCCAAACAGGCUCAAUGGGUGACAUGUCUGGUGAGUGUGCAGGCCAUGGAAGAACUAGGACAUUUUCAGCUUCCAGGAAUUGUGUACAGAUCCUUGCGACAUGGGGCAGUGCAUUAUCAUGCUGAAAUAUGAGGUGAUGGCGGCGGAUGAAUGGCAUGGCAAUGGGCCUCAGGAUCUCGUCACGGUAUCGCUGUGCAUUCAAAUUACCAUAGAUAAAAUGCUAUUGUGUUCGUUGUUCUUAGCUUAUGCCUGCCCAUACCAUAACUCCACCUCCACCAUGGGGCACUCUGUUCACAACGUUGUCAUCAGCAUACCGCUCAACCACACAAAGCCAUUCUCCAGCAUGCCAGUGGCCAUCGAAGGUCACCAGUUGCCCACUGAAGUCGGUUACGACGCCGAACUGCAGUCAGGUCAAGACUCUGGUGAGGACGACGAGCACGCAGAUGAGCUUCCCUGAGAUGGUUUCAGACAGUUUGUGCAGAAAUUCUUUGGUUGUGCAAACCCACAGUUUCAUCAGCUGUCCGGGUGGCUGGUCUCAAGACGAUCCCGCAGGUGAAGAAGCCGGAUGUGGAGGUCCUGGGCUGGCGUGGUUACACGUGGUCUGUGGUUGUGAGGCUGGUUAGAUGUACUGCCAAAUUCUCUAAAACAACUUUGGAUGCGGCUUAUGGUAGAGAAAUGAACAUAAAAUUAUCUGGCAACAGCUCUGGUAGACAUUCUUGCAGUCAGCAUGCCAAUUGCACACUCCUUCAAAACUUGAGACAUCUGUGGCAUUGUGUUGUGUGACAAAACUGCACAUUUUAGAUUGGCCUUUUAUUGUCCCCAGCACAAGGUGCACCUGUGUAAUGAUCAUGCUGUUUAAUCAGCUUCUUGAUAUGUCACACCUGUCAGGUGGAUGGAUUAUCUUGACAAAGGAGAAAUGCUCACUAACAGGGAUGUAAACAAAUUUGUGCAAAACAUUUCAGAGAAAUCUGCUUUUUGUGCGUAUGAAACAUUUCUGUGAUAUUUUAUUUCAGCUCAUGAAACAUGAGACCAACACUUUGCAUGUUGUGUUUAAUAUUUUUGUUCAGUGAAAUUGUAGUGUCCUGGAUGUAUGUCUACUGUACUAUGUUACGUCUAGUUUGAGAACAGGCUGUGGGGACUGACUUCAUAGCUUCCAUGAUGUCUAGACUGUAGGUCUACAGUUCAGCUGCACCUUUUACAAAGGGCCUAUCUCUCUAUAGACCUCAACAAAAUUAAUUGAACAAGCCUAUGGUCACACUGACCAUCAAGGAAGUGUGAGAGGGGUAAGCUGGACAAACUCAAUUGCACAUCAGCCAGCUAGCAUAUAGGCUAGGCAUGAAUAUACAUUCUCUGUUCGAUCAAGAGCAGUAGGCUGAAUUUGUCCGAAUGUAGGCUACAGAUCUUGCAACAUUGCAAAACUCUGUAAUGUUUCCUGUGACUGCUAUGUAGAGUAGAGCAAACGUCUUCUAUUGGCUAGAGCCACAGCUGGUAAAUCCAUUAAACAGUAGGCUGGUUGCGUAGUCCCAUUUGAGUAUUGUACAGUAUAUAAUAACAAUACUUCUGCAUAUAGGAUGCUGCAUACUGUAGUGUACAAUACUAAUUUUCAGUACUUUUGCCAUUAUUGGGUAUUUUUCUGUAGACUAGAUGUUAAACAUAGUAAAUAUUUUCAGAAUAUAAAGUUAAAACAUAGUUAACAUAAAGACAAGCAGUACAGCUAAGUGAAUACAGAGCGUGGUACAGAGCGUGGUACAGAGCGUGGUACAGAGCGUGGUACAGAGCGUGGUACAGAGCGUGGUACAGAGCGUGGUACAGAGCGUGGUACAGAGUGUGGUACAGAAGGAGGGAGGCUGAGCCAGAGUCAGGACAUGGCACUUUGGAAUGGGCCUGCUCAUUCUCACUAUGUGUGGGAAAUAUACACUAUGCAUGAAAACAGUACAUGUCUGAGAAUUGAGACAUGAGGCAAUGCAUAAGGAAUGUCUUAAAUGUAUAUGGUUGAGAAUGGGUUAUCGACCUGCCAUGUUUAAACCAUAUUGAAGUAUCGAUUUGAUAUGUUUUGGAAUAAACAGAGCAGAGCCAGGAGAUGGCUCUGUUAUUUUUUACAUGAGAAAGCUUGGUUCUGCCACUAUCGUUGUCAAGUGAAAUACAUAGGAGGAGGAGUAGUCAGAUUUCGCCACUAUCAUAAAUUAAGAGAGUGGGCGGAGCGGUCAAAAGAUGAAAGCUUGGAAACAAUGGUGGAGGAACUAAGCUGGGAGGGUUUAAGCCAGGGGUGUCAAACGUCCGGCCCGCGCGAAAAAUGGUCAUCCUAUUUAUUCACGGAAUUGAAUGGGAAAGCUAUAUGUUUGGUGUGUUCAGAGCAUGUUGCAGUGCUGAAAGAAUAUAUCCUUUGUCGCCACUUUGUGAGUCUUCAUGCUGACAAAUAUGACAACUUUCAAGGACAGCGGAGAUGAGAGAAGGUGAAUGAACUGUUGGCGGGUCUGAAGAAACAGCAGUCUGUGUUUACUCACAGCCGAGACAUCAGUGACGCUGCAGUGAAAGCUAGCUACCUCAUUGCUAAUGAAAUCGCAGUGGCUUCAAAACCAUUUAGUGAGGGUGAAUUUGUAAAAACAUGCAUGAUGAAGGCAGCAGAGAUUGUGUGCCCUGAAAAGCGGCAGGCUUUUGCAAAUAUCAGCCUGACAAGAAACACAGUUGCAGACAGGAUUUCCGAUCUUUCAGUGGAUUUGGACAGCCAGUUGAAGCAAAAAGUAAAUUCAUUUAUUGCGUUUUCGGUUGCAAUUGAUGAAAGCACGGACAUUACAGAUGUUGCACAACUGGCCAUUUUCAUCCGCGGAGUUGAUGACACAUUGACCGUCACCGACAGCAGCUGAUAUUUUUACAGCACUCGUCGGCGCGCUGGACAGGGUCGGAGUGGACUGGUCCCGCGCUGUCAGCCUGGCUACAGAUGGUGCGCCCUCAAUGAUCGGGAAAAAAGCAGGCGUUGUGACAAAGUUCAGAGAGAAAGUGCAUUCUGCAAAUGGAGGAUGUGAUUUUUUUGACUUUUCAUUGUAUUUUGCACCAGGAGGCUUUGUGUUGCAAGUCAUUAAAGAUGGAUAACGUCAUGAAGGUGGUCAUCCAAACUGUUAAUUUCAUCCGAUCCAGAAGCCUGAAUCACCGUCAGUUUGACAGCCUUCUCAGAGAGAAAGACCACAUCUAUGGCCUGCCAUACCACACUGAGGUAAGAUGGUUAAGCCGAGGUGCUGUGCUGAGGCGUUUCUUUGAUUUACGAGAAGAAAUUGAACAGUUCAUGGAAGAAAAGGGCAAACCAGUGUUAGAAUUUCAUUCCUCAGAAUGGAUGCAGGACCUUGCAUUUAUGGUGGAUGUUACAGAGCACCUGAAUAACUUGAACAAACAGCUGCAAGGGCGCAACAAAGUUGUCACGCAGUAUUAUGACAGCAUACGUUCUUUCAAGUUGAAGCUGUCAUUGUGGGAGACGCAACUUGCCGGUGGUGAUGCAGCUCACUUCCCCUGUCUGAAAAAUGUGUGCGCGACCCAACAUGUGGCGGACAUGAAGCGGUUCAAAGAUAAAAUAACGGGACUGUUACGGGAGUUUGAGCAACGCUUUCAGAUUUAUGUUUAUAUGUUUUUAUGUUGAUGUGCUAUUGUUUUUAAUAGAUUUUUAUUUUAUUUGUAUAUUUAACCUAUUCUUGACUCUGUGGUUCUUGCACUUGUUUGGGGAACAGGAUUUCAUUAUUUUUUAUCUACAUUUCUGCCUGAGAAAUGACACCCUGAUAUAGUUCUGUGAUCUGUGAUAUACUUCUGUGAAUCACUGAGGCAUUGUGUGUUUGUGUGUUCUUUGUCCUCAGAACUUUCAAAUAACUUGAGGUGUUUUAUGAUUAAUAGUGAUGUUGUGCUUUUGGACACUGUCCUCAGGCUCCAGCUUUAUGUUUAUAUGUUUUUAUGUUGAUGUGCUAUUGUUUUUAAUUGAUUUUAUUUUAUUUGUAUAUUUAACCAAUUCUUUACUCUGUGGUUCUUGCACUUGUUUGGGGAACAGGAUUUCAUUAUUUUUAUCUACAUUUCUGCCUGAGAAAUGACACCCUGAUAUAGUUCUGUGAUCUGUGAAACAGUUCUGUUAAUCACUGAGGCAUUGUGUGUUUGUGUUCUUUUUCUUUAGAAUUUUCAAAUAAACUUGAUGUGUAUUAUGAUUAAUAGUGAUGUUGUGCUUGUACUAUUUUGGACACACUGUCCUCAGGCUCCAGCUUUAUGUUGUAUGUUGAUCGUAUUAAAACAAAGAAAACAAUCUGAAGUUGUUGUUUUUAAGUUAUAUAUACCAUGAUUUUUCCGGUCCGGCCCACUUGGGAAUAGAUUUUCCUCCAUGUGGCCCCUGAGCUAAAAUGAGUUUGACACCCCUGGUUUAAGCUAAUAAGUAUGUAAAAUGAGCAGGAAUAGAACUGUAUAUAAACUGAGGGCUGAGUGUUGGGAAGGCAGUUGUUCUGCAGACCAGCUCGACUUUUGUUGCUUUGUGUAAUAAAGUCUAUCUUGAUUCUACAAAAACUUUGGAAGAACUUUGAUUUUUAAUAAGUAUAGUGAUAAAUGUCUACGACACUAUCAUUUAAAGGACUGGCCUAGUGUGUAAUCUUGACAGAAUGCAAAAUCUAGGCUUAAUAAAUCAUAUCCACUGUUGAAAUCAAAACUUACAGAAAACAAAUACCAAGUAGGCUGUAUAGCAUGCUCUGUUUGCUACUUUUACUGUGAAAAACAGUAUUACUGUAACCACGUCAUAUUUUGAUUUAGACCUACAAUUACUUCAAUGGUAGCUAGUAGUUGCAAAGCAAUCGCUCUUACUGUAGUUUCACUGUCUCUAGUGCACAAUGGUACUGACUGUUUGCUUACAGGGUGUGUAUGCGCCUGAACAAAUAGCUCAGCCUAUGUCUGAUAUUGCAAUUCUGGGCAUUAUUACUCAAUGAUGAUGAGGAUAUGACGUCUGACUUGCCGGUGGAUUAGAUAUGAGUUUACCUUAGCUGUGGGCUUGUCGAACUGGAAAACCUUGGUAAUCAUUGGUGACCACACACACACACACACACACACACUGCCAGGGUAGCCUAUAAAGGAAUGCCUGGUGUGACAUUGUCAAAGCUUACUUUCUAAUAGGCUACUGGGCUAGUUCACUGGUUUCUCUAUAGAGAACACCACACCCUUGUUGUUAUUACUGCAUUGUUCAGAGAGCAUCCCUUCUGGUAUUUCUUGUUUGUUAGGCCUAUACCUUAUUAUCAUUAUUAGGUUUAUGUAUGUUUGUACCAUCAUCAUUUGUUUCCCAAACUACCUCAAACAUACAGUGCAUUCGGAAAGUAUUCAGACCCCUUGACUUUUCCCACAUUUUGUUAUGUUGCAGCCUUAUUCUAAAAUGUUCUCUUCAAUCUACACACAAUACCCCAUAAUGACAAAGCAAAAACAGGUUUUUAGAAAUGUUGCAUGUAUAAAAAUAAAAACGACUGAAAUAUCAUAUUUACAUAAGUAUUCAGACCCUUUACUCAGUACUUUCUUGAAGCACCUUUGGCAGCGAUUACAGCCUUGAGACUUCUUGGGUGUGACGCUACAAGCUUGGCACACCUGUAUUUGAGGAGUUUCUCCCAUUCAUCUCUGCAGAUCCUUUCAAGCUCUGUCAGGUUGGAUGGGGAGCGUCGCUGCACAGCUAUUUUCAGGUCUCUCCAGAGAUGUUCCAUCUGGUUCAAGUCCGGGCUCUGGCUGGGCCACUCAAGGACAUUCAGAGACUUGUCCCGAAGCCACUCCUGCGUUGUCUUGGCUGUGUGCUUAGGGUCGUUGUCCUGUUGGAUGGUGAACCUUUGCCCCAGUCUGAGGUCCUGAGCGCUCUGGGGCAGGUUUUCAUCAAGGAACUCUCUGUACUUUGCUCUGUUAAUCUUUCCCUCGAUCCUGACUAGUCUCCCAGUCCCUGCAGCUGAAAAACAUCCCCACAGCAUGAUGCUGCCACCACCAUGCUUCACCGUAGGGAUGGUGCAAGGUUUCCUCCAGACGUGAUGCUUGGCAUUCAGGCAAAAUAGAUCAAUCUUGGUUUCAUCAGACCAGAGAAUCUUGUUUCUCAUGGUCUGAGAGUCUUUAGGUGCCUUUUGGCAAACUCCAAGCGGGCUGUCAUGUGCCUUUUUAACUGAUGAGUGGCUUCCGUCUGGCCACUCUACCAUAAAGGCGAGAUUGUUGUCCUUCUGGAAGAUUCUCCCAUCUCCACAGAGGAGCUCUGGAGCUCUGUCAGAGUGACCAUUGGGUUCUUGGUCACCUCCCUGACCAAAGCCCUUCUCCCCUGAUUGCUCAGUUUGGCCGGGCGGCCAGCUCUAGGAAGAGUGUUGGUGGUUCCAAACUUCUUACAUUUAAGAAUGAUGGAGGCCACUGUGUUCUUGGAACUUCAAUGCUGCAGAAAUGUUUUUGGUACCCUUCCCCAGAUCUGUGCCUUGACACAAUCCUGUCUCGGAGCUCUACAGACAAUUCCUUCAACCUCAUUGCUUGGUUUUUGCUCUGACAUGCACUGUCAACUGUGGGACCUUUUAUAUAGACAGGUGUGGGCCUAUCCAAAUCAUGUCCAAUCAAUAGAAUUCACCACAGGUGGACUCCAAUCAAGUUGUAGAAACAUCUCAAGGAUGAUCAAUGGAAAUAUGAUGCACCUGAGCUCAAUUUCCAGUCUCAUAGCAAAGGGUCUAAAUACUUCUAUAAAUAAGGUAUUUCUGUUUUUUAUUUGUAAUACAUUUGCAAACAUUUCUAAAAACCUGUUUUCGCUUUGUCAUUAUGGGGUAUUGUGUGUAGAUUGAUGAGGAAAACAUUUUUUAAAAUCUAUUUUAGAAUAAGGCUGUAACGAAUGUGGAAAAAGGGAAGGGGUCUGAAUACUUUCUGAAUGCAAUGUAUCCAUAUUUUUGGUCCCCAAUGAAUACCAAGGUUUGCCAUCUAUUUAAUUGAUUGAAUUCUUAAAUGGCAGGGAUGUCUCUUCAUCCUUCUUGGGAAAGCUGCCAGGUGUGUCAAUAGAGCUCCUGAUGGCUACUACGCAAGUCAGAGUAUAAGGCCUAUGUGUCACAUGACUUCAUGACCUCGUGUGACACAUUAUCAUGUGCUGAGAGCAGACUGACUCUCACCUGUUCAUAUCAACCCCCAUGUCUAUUCUGGAUUUUGUUUGUCUGUAUUACUCUGCUCUCAGACCUUGAGUCAAUGGGCCUUUUACUUUAAGUUUACUUAACGGUCCCGUAAAGAGAGGCUAACAUCAAUACUUCGUCCUUAAAAUCGUAUACAACAAUCUUAGUGCUCUCUUCCCCUCAACCCUAUUUGAUAAGAGUCAAUUCAUGUUUAGCACUGCUUUCUUCAUACAGCUGUUAAUCAACGAUUCCAAAUGGCACUCUAGUGCACUACUAUUGAUCAGAGUAGUGCACUAUGUAGGGGAUAGGGUGCCAUUUGGGACGGAGCCCAUGUUAUGAAUGAUUUAUCAAAGGCAUGUUAUUACUGUGGUUAAUGACAAAAACCUCAGCUUUCUUUCCAUGGUAGUUUGGCCUACUUAGUAAUAAAGAGAUGCGAUUUCUGAUGCCCACUGAAAUAUCAAGUCAAACUGGACUCAGGGUUGAAUGUGGUUGUCCCUGACUUACCUUUUGAUACUUUUUUUUACUUCAGGAAAUGAAACUUCUUGAGCUAUUCGACCUCUUGAAAUAUCACAAAAAUGCAUAAGCAGUCUCUUUAAAUGAGCUCUGAUAUGAAAGGCAACAGUCCAUAUGUCACAUGAACAAUGCCAUUGUUGCAGCGCAAUCUUUCCUGCGAUGGAUUGAUAGGCCUAUUAGAUGAGGCAAUUAUGUUGAACGUAAUAAUAAGAUUGAGCGGAGUGUUGCAUAUUGGCAUUUCCAUCUAAAAGGACCCAUGAGCACCAACGUGAAGUUUAUAGGAGUAUGUCAAAUAAAAGCUAAGAGUCUUUUUAUUUUUGAGAAAUUAAGGCACAUAUAAAUGUUUUAAACAUUUUCAAUCCAAAAAAUUAGGAAUAAGCAAAGGCUUAGAUUUUUGGUCAAACAGAUGGAUAAGGGGUUAUCUACCAGAAAAAGUCUUAACAUUUAUUAGAAAUGCAUCAAAACACAAAUUUUGAAAUAAAGACCCCCGGCAAUUAAUAUCAACACGUAUAUUUGUUUUUGGAGAAAUUAUUUAACUUCUGUAAAUUCAAGAAACAUUGCCUUGUAAUUCCGUUACCAGAAACCCACAUAAGAUAUUUUCUAAUUUCUCUGAAGGUAGACCUACCCAUUAGUUUUAGUGUUUUUACUGAUAUCAAGUUUGUUUGUUUAUUAUUUAAGUGAUUUAAAAAUUGUAAUUCUGUUACCAAAUUGGUAACUGAAUUAUCGAAAGAUCAGUAUUGGAAUUACUGCAACUGAAUUGGCUACAAUGGGAAAUCAUAGUAGUCACAUACCACAGUUGGGUAACUUGCUACUGUCCUCCGUUCCACUUGUAUACUGUUAUGUUCAGCUCAUAACUGUGUUUUUUUUCCUCUUUCUUUCUGGUGGUCAAAGCAAGACUGUGAAAACACACACAGAGAGAGAGAUUGUCCAGACUCUCUCUCCAGUUAAUAUCACACCUACCAGCUCUUACUGACACCUACCAGCUCUUACUGACACCUCCCAGCUCUUACUGACACCUACCAGCUCUUACAGACACCUACCAGCUCUUACUGACACCUACCAGCUCUUACUGACACCUACCAGCUCUUACUGACACCUCCCAGCUCUUACUGACACCUACCAGCUCUUACUGACACCUACCAGCUCUUACUGACACCUCCCAGCUCUUACUGACACCUACCAGCUCUUACUGACACCUCCCAGCUCUUACUGACACCUACCAGCUCUUACUGACACCUACCAGCUCUAACUGACACCUACCAGCUCUUACUGACAACUACCAGCUCUUACUGACACCUACCAGCUCUUACUGACACCUACCGUCUUUCCAUUUACUGUAACAAGCAUCCUCACCCACUGAGCACCGACCGACCCUGGACAUCCAUGGACGUUGAAAUUUGGUCAGUCCGCCCUGGCCGGACCAAAUUUCAACCAAUCAUGGACGUCUAUAUUUCUCAAAUUUGUAAAGAAAAGUAGAGUGCAGUACAGUAGAGUACAGCAUAUUGUACUGUACUUAACAUAUCUACUGUACUAUAGUGUACUCUACUGUGCUGUAAUGUCCAAACAUGUGAAACAUAGAUGUCUAUGAUUGUUUCCGAUUUGGUCUGGUCCAGACCAACCAAAUGUAGUCUUGUUUGGGGGCGGAGCUCAUUACAAUAAUAGCCAGUGUGUAGAAUAAUACCUUAUAUAUGCAAAAAAAGGAUAUUGCAUAUUUCUACCUUUGUGUACCUAUUCAGGAUGCAUCACCAUGAAGAUAAUUAUAUAUCCAUAAUUAUGCAUUUCUGUAUAGUACAGAUCAGGGACCCAUGAUGUAAUUCCGUUACCAGAUGUAAAUCCACUUCACCUACUAUAGUUCAAUAACCAAAACCAUUUUUUUCAAACCCAAGGUGUCAUGUCAUAGCUGACACCCCAUUCUUUCUGCAGACAUCUUUGAAUCUUAAUUCAGAUAAGAUAUUUAACAGAGUUUUUGGAAAACGUAUUGGCAUAAAAUUAUGCAGCUGUACAAUUCUUCCAAUAAAUGUGUUUUUGUGAAAUUCUGUGUAAAUUGUUCAAAGUAGUCCCUGUGCAUAGAGUUGUAUAGUUUGUUAAACUUUGAAAUCAAUUGUUUUUGUGUGGCAUAUAUUUUAAAGUGAAAAAUCUUGAGUCGAAGCAUAACUGUGGAAUUGCCCAUAUAAUGAAGAGCAAUUUGUUGUUUUGUUUCAGGAUCCCUCAGUUACACAAGUGACCAACUCUGGUGUAGACCACAUUGAGCAAUUUAACCCUUUCCCAGACCAUCAGACGGUAAGAUUACCUGUUGUUUACCCUGGCAUGAACGCACGCACACACAGACACUCUAUAAUACAACAAACCAAACAACUCACUGAUCAAAACUACAGUAACUGAUGUUGAAUAGAUUGAUGCCCAUUUGAUCACAGAUUACAGUAUUGUAUGUUGGUGUUUGUCCCACCUUUUUUUGGUCUGCCAUGUGUAUUUCCUGUUUCAGGCUGGCCUAUCAGGGCCCACCAUUCCGGCCUCCAAGAACCCUUCCCAGCCUGCCGUGCUCCAGCCAUCCACAGAUCCCAGCCCAAAGGUCAGUGAUGGUGCUUGUCACUAGUUUACUAUGAAACCAAAAGCCAUCAAUGUCUUCACAUGAGACUCUCUACCUUUCCAUACUGAUUUGAAGAAGCUAUAUGGAACUUUUUGCUUCUGGGGGUGCCAAAAGGGGUUCCCUAAAUGGACAGGUGUAUAUAGUCCAGAAAUUACCUCAGUGGACAGAAAAGGGACACCCACCUCUCCCAUGAGCAAACUCAUAUAUUGUUUGCCUAAAACUAUUUGUGUGGUUUCAUGAGAUAAGUAAUUGAUUAAGUUAAUAUUAUAUCAUACAUGCAUGUGAACCAUACAGCCAACGUUCAAGCCAAAAUGUGACCUAUCCUCUCUCCCCUCCUGGAAUGCAGGCCACGGCAGCUGCAGCCCAGACCAGCCUGCUGAGGCAGCAGGAGGAGCUGGAGAGGAAGGCUGCAGACCUGGAUCGCAGAGAGCAGGAACUUCAGAGCAGGGGUGCCUCCACAGGUCACUCCCAUUCUCUCUAUUCUCUCCCUAUACAUGGGACACCUUAUACACUUCUCACCUUCUACCUUUGAAGAUAUCCUACCUUCUCAGAAAGUUUCGGGUCAAUUUCAAUUCAAACAAUUCAGGAAGUUACUUCCUGAAUAGACGGAGUUGAAAUGGAAUUGACCCCCAACCCUGCCUCUCAGACACCAAUCCUUACCUCUACAGCAGGGAUGGGGUCAAUGUCCACUUCAUUUCAGUCAAACCAGGAAGUGAAUAGAAAUUCUAAUUCAUGAAUGGAAAGAUGAGGAUCAACCAGGAUACAUUUAAAAUUAUUGCAAUGGAGCUGUUGGAAAAAGUGAUUGAUGACAUGUUAAAUCAAUGAAUUUCUAUUUUAAUAGGCAAAGAAAACAACUGGCCACCUCUUCCCAAGGUCUUUCCCAUUAAGCCUUGCUUCUACCAGGACUUCUCAGAGGAGAUUCCCCUGGAGUACCAGAGGGUCUGCAAGAUGAUUUACUAUCUGUGGAUGUGUAAGUACACUGUGUGUGCGUAUGCAUGCAUGCAGUACUACCACAGAGACUGGUUUGUUACUUUGUUAAAUACCGCAAAGAUGCUGACUUAAGGUAUAUUGUAAUGUGAAGCACUGCCCCCCCCUAAUACCCCCUAGAGUCGAUAUCCGCGCGGAAAUCGAAUGACCAAAAUCUGUCAGUUUAAGCUAGAGAUGUCUCAAUCCACCACAUCCGCCGAUGUCGAAGGUGGCAGAGCUACAGCGGUGUUUGUCAGACCAGGAUACAUCCCGAAAAUCGGUCUUCUCAUGAAAACGGCUGCAGAGUCUGAACAGUUUGGGCUAUUUUCACGGGUCUCGUCUGAAGUCGGUACUGCCGAUGUGCCCACUUCUGUCUGUAGCAUCCGAACGGUUUGGGCUACAAACUAAUAUGACUCCACCAUUGAAAGCUGACACUUUCAUGAACACGUACAGGUUUUGCUCUACAACGCCCACAAGACUCGUCUGAAGCUAACCCGGUACAGGGAUGAAAAAUGUAUGUUUUUCCAUGUAUGGAUCUGUUAUUCAAUGUGAUUCUAUGGGCUAAUUGCAGUCAGGCCAAAUUCAAUGUUUCAUCAAAUAUUUAUUUAUUUAUUAUAUUUUUAUACCUACAGGGGCCAUAAAAUUCUAAAUCAAAUGGCUAAAUGAUCCAUGGUAUGACACUCUUAAAACAAUUCCAUAUGUUAGCCCCCCCCCCCCCCCCCCCCCCCCGCCCAGGCUUAGACUGCGUUUUAAAGUGUUGGUUGCCAUUGUGAGUGUCUUUGUCAGUGUGACUAAUGUACUAUGUGAAGGGAACAGGAGGAAUGCGUUUCAUAACAAAGCUAACUAUCUUGUUAUUGUACAUGCAAGACCAGUGCAUAGAGCUAAAUUGAACUAAGCCAUGAUGUACAUCCACAAUCUAUAUCUGUGGCCUUAUAGGCUUUUCCUGGUAUGCACAGAGCCAGCAUGGUUUUGUUACAGAGAAAUGCAAAGCAAGAGGCCGUUUCUUUUUCUUUUUUUUUACAGGACAACAUUGCCGUAUUUGUUAUAAGUUAGAACAGCUCUUAUGAAUGCUGAUAUAUUGGCAUUGGGUUUCUUUUGUAAGAAGAUCUAAAUAAUCUGAGCCUAUAAGAAUUGAGAGAAAAUGUUAUGAAUUGAUUUGCAUUUUAAUGAGGGAAAUAAGUAUUUGACCCCCUCUCAAUCAGAAAGAUUUCUGGCUCCCAGGUGUCUUUUAUACAGGUAACGAGCUGAGAUUAGGAGCACACUCUUAAAGGGAGUGCUCCUAAUCUCAGUUUGUUACCUGUAUAAAAGACACCUGUCCACAGAAGCAAUCAAUCAACCAGAUUCCAAACUCCCCACCAUGGCCAAGACCAAAGAGCUCUCCAAUGAUGUCAGGGACAAGAUUGUAGACCUACACAAGGCUGGAAUGGGCUACAAGACCAUCGCCAAACAGCUUGGUGAGAAGGUCCAACAGUUGGUGCGAUUAUUCGCAAAUGGAAGAAACACAAAAGAACUGUCAAUCUCCCUCAGCCUGGGGCUCCAUGCAAGAUCUCACCUCGUGGAGUUACAAUGAUCAUGAGAACGGUGAGGAAUCAGCCCAGAACUACACGGGAGGAUCUUGUCAAUGAUCUCAAGGCAGCUGGGACCAUAGUCACCAAGAAAACAAUUGGUAACACACUACGCUGUGAAGGACUGAAAUCCUGCAGCGCCCGCAAGGUCCCCCUGCUCAAAAAAGCACAUAUACAGGCCCGUCUGAAGUUUGCCAAUGAACAUCUGAAUGAUUCAGAGGAGAACUGGGUGAAAGUCAGAUGAGACCAAAAUGGAGCUCUUUUGCAUCAACUCAACUCGCUGUGUUUGGAGGAGGAGGAAUGCUGCCUAUGACCCCAAGAACACCAUCCCCACCGUCAAACAUGGAGGUGGAAACAUUAUGCCUUGGGGGUGUUUUUCUGCUAAGGGCACAGGACAACUUCACCGCAUCAAAGGGACGAUGGACAGGGCCAUGUACCGUCAAACCUUGGGUGAGAACCUCCUUCCCUCAGCCAGGGCAUUGAAAAUGGGUCGUGGAUGGGUAUUCCAGCAUGACAAUGACCCAAAACACACGGCCAAGGCAACAAAGGAGUGGCUCAAGAAGUAGCACAUUAAGGUCCUGGAGUGGCCUAGCCAGUCUCCAGACCUUAAUCCCAUAGAAAAUCUGUGGAGGGAGCUGAAGGUUCGAGUUGCCAAAUGUCAGCCUCGAAACCUUAAUGACUUGGAGAAGAUCUGCAAAGAGGAGUGGGACAAAAUCCCUCCUGAUAUGUGUGCAAACCUGGUGGCCAACUACAAGAAACGUCUGACCUCUGUGAUUGCCAACAAGGGUUUUGCCACCAAGGACUAAGUCAAUUUAUAACAUUUUUGACAUGCGUUUUUCUGGAUUUUUUUUACUGUUAUUCUGUCUCUCACUGUUCAAAUAAACCUACCAUUAAAAUUAUAGACUGAUCAUGUCUUUGUCAGUGGGCAAACAUACAAAAUCAGCAGGGGAUCAAAUACUUUUUUCUCUCACUGUACAUGAUAAUGGAUUGCAUUUCUUAAGCACUUUUCACCAUCUCUCAGCUUUACAUUGUUUCACGGUCUCCCUUCAUGAUGUUCAUAAGGGCAUGCAACAGAAUUUUUUUUAAAGCAUUUUGCAACGGAAAACAAAAAUGAGACCAGGUCGCCCCACCAUGUUUCAGUCAGUUUUCUUCCGUUUGGUGCCUACUGAACACAACCCUCUCUCUCCCUCCCUCCAGUCCAUUGUGUGACACUGUUCCUCAACCUGCUGGCAUGUUUGGCCUACUUCACCGCGGAUGCCACGUACGGCGUGGACUUUGGCCUGUCCAUCCUCUGGUUCAUCCUGUUCGCCCCCUGCUCCUUCCUCUGCUGGUACAGACCUGUCUACAAGGCCUUCAAGUGAGUACCAGGAUUGACUGACCUACUGUUGAGAUGCAGACAAUUAUGUAAUAGCUUAAAGGGACAGUUUUCCAGUUUUUAACCCCAAUCUCAAUUAAUUUCUUACCAGGUUUGCAUAUAGCACAUUUUGGCAUCCAAUUUGUUUGCAUGGCACUGGUGGACAACAUUUAACAUUGCACAGUGUUGUAGGAAGGUUAACAUAUAUAGUAGGUUCACUAGGCUGGCUUGGCACAGAUGGGGAAAUACUUGCAAUAGAAAUGGUUUACUGUUUUUUAUUUGUCAGUAUUGACUUUCAUGCUCAGUAGUGCAAUGAUCAUGACAUUUUGAUGUUGAUGGCAUCCUGUCCAAUAGCCAAAUACCUGUAAGGGACGGACCAAGCAGCAGACACGGAGGCACAGAGUAGUGUGCAAAAUGAAGGGUUUUACUUCCCAAAGGACUGCCUGAUUCUGUUAUUGAAUUGACAUCCAAUGUGAGUUCGCUCAACCCUGUGUGCUCUCUCUCACUUCAUUGCAGGUCGGACAGCUCCUUCAAUUUCUUCUUCUUCUUCUUUGCGUUCUUCUGCCAAGUGGUGUUAUUCGUCAUCCAGUCUGUGGGCAUCCCCAAGUGGGGAAACAGGUGGGUCUGAGGGACAGGUCUGAGUGAAUGGGACACUAUGGAUGUCUUUUUUUUGCAUGUCUUCAAUCUGUACAGUGGCUUGUGAAAGUAUUCACCCCCCUUGGCAUAUUUUUUUCUAUUUUGUUGCCUUACAACCUGGAAUUAAAAUAUAUUUUUUGGGGGUUUGUAUCAUUUGAUUUACACAACAUGCCUACCACUUUGAAGAUGCCAAAUAUUUUUUAUUGUGAAACAAACAAGAAAUAAGACAAAAAAACUACUUGAGCGUGCAUAACUAUUCAAAGUCAAUACUUUGUGGAGCCACCUUUUGCAGCAAUUAUAGCUGUAAGUCUAUAAGCUUGGCACAUCUAGCCACUGGGAGUUUUGCCCAUUCUUCAAGGCAAAACUGCUCCAGCUCCUUCAAGUUGGAUGGGUUCCGCUGGUGUACAGCAAUCUUUAAGUCAUACCACAGAUUCUCAAUUGGAUUGAGGUCUGGGCAUUGACUAGGCCAUUCCAAGAUAUAUAAAUGUUUCCCUUUAAACCACUCAAGUGUUGCUUUAGCAGUAUGCUUAGGGUCAUUGUCCUGCUGGAAGGUAAACCACCGUCCCAGUCUAAAAUCUCUGGAAGACUGAAACAGGUUUCCCUCAAGAAUUUCCCUGUAUUUAGCGCCAUCAUCAAUUCUGACCAGUUUCCCAGUCCCUGCCGAUGGAAAAACAUCCCCACAGCAUGAUGCUGCCACCACCAUGCUUCACUGUGGGGAUGGUGUUCUCGGGGUGAUGAGAGGUGUUGGGUUUGCGCCUGACAUAGGGUUUUCCUUGAUGGCCAAAAAGCUCAAUUUUAGUCUCAUCUGACCAGAGUACCAUCUUCCAUAUGUUUGGGGAGUCUCCCACAUGCCUUUUGGCGAACACCAAACAUGUUUGCUUAUUUUUUUCUUUAAGCAAUGGCUUUUUUCAGGCCACUCUUCCGUAAAGCCUAGCUCUGUGGAGUGUACGGCUUAGUGGUCCUAUGGACAGAUACUCCAAUCUCUGCUGUGGAGCUUUGCAGCUCCUUCAGAGUUAUCUUUGGUCUCUUUGUUGCAUCUCUGAUUAAUGCCCUCCUUGCCUGGUUCCUGAGUUUUGGUGGGCGGCUCUCUCUUGGCAGGUUUGUUGUGGUACCAUAUUCUUUCCAUUUUUAAAUAAUGGAUUUAAUGGUGCUCCGUGGGAUGUUCAAAGUUUCAGAUAUAUUUUUAUAACCCAACCCUGAUCUGUACCACAACUUUGUCCCUGACCUGUUUGGAGAGCUCCUUGGUCUUCAUGGUGCUGCUUGCUUGGUUGUGCCCCUUGUUUAGUGGUGUUGCAGACUCUGGGGCCUUUCAGAACAGGUGUGUGUAUAUAUACUGAGAUCAUGUGACACUUAGAUUGUGCACAGGUGGACUUUAUUUAACUAAUUAUGUGACUUCUGAAGGUAAUUGGUUGCACCAGAUCUUAUUUAGGGGCUUCAUAGCAAAUGGGGUGAAUACAUAUGCACGCACCACUUUUCCGUAAUUUACUUUUUUUCAUUUCACUUCACCAAUUUUGACUAUUUUGUGUAUGUCCAUUACUUGAAAUCCAAAUAAAAAUCCAUUAAAUUACAGGUUGUAAUGCAACAAAAUAGGAAGAACGGCAAGGGGGAUGAAUACUUUUGCAAGGCACUGUAUGUGUGGGGUGGAGGGGGGUUGUGUGUGCACGUAUGUGUUUUUGUGCAUGCCUGUGUGUAUGUGCCAAUGUUUGUUUGCGCCUGUUUGUGUGCCUUUGUGUGUACGAAAGUGUACGUGCCAGUCUUUGAGAUUUCUCUCCAUCUCUCUUUUUCUCACCCGAUCUCCGAUCUCCACUCUCACUCUUCUUGUCAUGUCUUUGACAGAUGCCUUCCUAGUAGCGUCUAGCCCGCUGGCUGUCUCUCUUUCCUCCUGAUGACUCCUCUGUAAGUGAGAGGCUUUGGCUCCUUUUGCUCUUCCUGUAGUAACUCUUCUCUCCUGGCCCUCUUCCAAUACUACAACCCCAUCCAGAAACAACCACUAGCCCCCUGCUACAUCUUCAGUGUCGGCAGAUCUGAGGAAUUAGGAUAGAUGGGUGUAAGCAAAAUGGUGCUGUCUCUACCUAGACUCCCCACAGGACAUAGGGGACCGUUCUCCAUAUUGCUUAUACUUACUGUAUCUGUUUGUUUAGGUCGGCAAAGGGGAUGUUUCUGGAACGUUCUAGAAAAUGCAUCCUUCUUUUCUCCCUUUUGGUGUAAUCACCGAUCUCUUUGUCGCUGGAUAAAUGACAGUGCCUUCACCAGUCCAACAAUCUGGUCAGAUCUAUGAGGGAGGAAAAUGCACUUGUACAGAAUUCGAAAAGAGGGAGAAUAUAAAUGGCAUUUGCUUGAUUCCUUGCGUCCUCUUUCCUCACCUCCCUCUCAGAACCCAUCGGAUGAGAAGGUCAGGAAUCAUGGAAAUACAAUUGAGAUUCUCCCAAGGCCUCUGUCUUUUUUUACUUCCUUCUAUCCAUCUGUUUAGUUCUGCUUUCCUUUGUCUGAUUAAACAUAAAGCUUCUUAUUCUGUGUCCAAUUUGGCUCUUAGUCAGAAUGCUGUAUGUUGCUGAGGAUGACCUCCAGGAGGUUCAUUGUCUAAAGUGAAUUGCUUAGUACAAUCUAGCGGAACUUAACAGAUGCAUUGCUGUGAAAUAGUUGAUAAGUUAAUAUAAUUGAUCUGAAAUCUGAAAAUAUUUGUCAUAAAUUAAACUCCAACCUUUUUAGACCGCCCCAUGUUUCAACAAUGAAAUAAAGUAUUUGGGGAAAUGAUAUAAAUAUUGUGAAUGUAAACCAUAGAAUAGUUAAAUGGUGAACGUAAUACAUUUUAUAACAUAAUUUCAUAGGACAAUACAUUCACAUAUUAGACUAAAUGAAACUAAUUACCCUAUAUUGAUCCCUCGCUUUGAUUCCAGUGGUUGGAUCGCCUCGUUCACCAUCAUCGGCACCAACAAGGCAGUGGGAGCCAUCAUGAUCGUGGUGGCCUGCUUCUUUACCACCUGCGCUGUGCUGUCAAUCAUCCUACUGAAGAUGGUAUGUGUAUUAUUUUCAGUAUGACCACAUGACUGUGGUGCUUUACUAUAAACUUGUAUAGACAUGACUACAAAUCCCAUUGUUCACUUCUGUUCAAGCUGCUGUAUACUGUUCUUACUAGAGCACAUGACUGGUACUCUACAUUACUACAAUUGACUACCAUACUAGCUCAGUUUGUGUUCUACAUUCGACAAUAAAGGCUGAUUGCUACAUCCCACUACAAAUUAGGGCCGGGAUGAUACCAGUAUCGCGAUAUUUGGGCAAAAAUGAAGAAAGAAAAACUGCUGUAUGUAAAACCGUGUGUGCUAUAGCUUGGAAAAUAAAUACAUGUGACUCUGGAUGACAACAUAAUGAUGUUUGUUUCAAACAUUAGGGCUGUUUUCCUAAAGAAGUUAAAUCUGCUUCGUGUUUUGUUUCCUUGCCACGAUACUAACGAGUAUCGCGACACUGGUAUCGUCCCAGCCCUACUACAAAUACCAUAGUUCAUUGCACUUCCACCUCUAUAUAGAAUCUAUAGACCCUAAUGCCUGAGUCUCCUCCUUUCCCAGGUGCACAGCAUGUACCGUCGUACCGGGGCCAGCUUCCAGAAGGCCCAGCAGGAGUUCUCCCAGGGUGUGCUCACCAACAAGUCCUUCCAGACGGCCGCCACCUCCGCAGCCUCCUCCGCCGCCUCCGGAGCCUUUCAGGGGAACAACUAGACCCAGGCCGGGCUAACUUAACCCCCAGAUACAUCCCCUCUUCCAUCCAUCCAACCCCCACCACCACUGCACCACCUUUCUGGGAUGGGGAUGGAUCCCCCACACCCUGCUGUCAUCAAUCCCUUAUAGGUCCCACCAUGGAGCCUCAGUCGAAGAAACCACCAUUGACUUAACCACCAGUCUGUCUGCUGGGGCUUCGGUAAGGCCUGAUCUGGUAUCUGUUUUUUAAUAUAUGAGCUGUGGUCACCUGACAGCAAAAAAAGGGCACUUGAGUAGGAAACUGUCCCCACUCCCCACUGUGCUUUUUCAGAAUGGAAAGCAUGAAGUCGAAUGGUUGCGAAUCUUGCGAUGUUAUUCAGUAUAUGUGCACUUUCUUUGCAAUGCCCUUUGUUCGUGUAUGUGUGGAUGUUCUCUUUUAGCUAUGCUCUCCGGCGUGGAUGUGUGUGAAAGUUUCCCCUGGUUGUGUCAUAAAGAAGAUGGCGUGUUUUGUUUGCCUUAUGCUUGUUGUCAAUUCAGUCUUUGUAUAUUCCUCUUGCAUGUCUGACUGUUGUAAAGUAACCACCUGUUGGGACUCCAACAAUGGUGGCUUUUCAGCAUCCUUUAAUUUCAAUUUGCCAAUGAAGAGAAUGAGUGUUGCUUUCAGUAGGGUGAUACCUGAAUGAAAAUAAUCAUGUAUAAAGUUUAGUUUAGCCUGUACUCAGUCUAGAAAGACUACGAUAAUCACCUAGGUUAGUAGUUACCCGGGCUACUGUAAUUAUUAAAUGCACAUUUGCCAUUAUACUUACAAAUCACCUCAAACUAACGUGCCUUCAGAUUUACACCAUUCCAUUAGGGUAGUUCUCGUCAAAAUGAGGUACUUUGUUUUCAAUCAGCCUUCUGUAUUUGUCUGCGUAUUGGCUUUGGCAAUGAGAGACUGGUGUUGUGUAAGAAUGGGUUGAAUAUAGGUUGGUUUGUCAGCAUAGACUGUCCCAUACAACUUAAAGGGACAGUUCACCCCGAAACCAAAGUUUGUUUGUCGUUUUCAUACCCUCAAAGUGGUCUAUUUCACGAUGUCUGUGAUCCCACUACACAUGCAUUCUAAGAAAUGUGUCGGCCUCAAUCUCAAACCAAUGGAAACAAUGGGUAUCUUAGUACAGAUAGUAUGGAAUAGACUCUGUUUACAUUUAAAGGCCCACUCUGUGAUACCACUUUUACGGUAUGAUGGCAUAUGGCAAACUUGGAUUUUGGAGUGGACCGCCUUGACCAAAGCCUUGACUAGUGCCUUUGUGAGGUGUCAUCUCUCGAGUUUGCAUCUGUUGCCAUUGGUUCCUACGGUAACCAAGCCUUAACCAAAUAAUGGGAAAAAAUACGUAAUUAAAGAAGAAUUUAAAGAAAUUAUGAGACAAAUAUUUUUUUCACAUUGUCCUCUCCAACACGGUUCAGGCAACCAUAGUGGAUGCGUAACCAGGCCAGUGCAGUACAUCUUGGCUCAGCUCAGUAGUGUGAAAAAGGUAUCAAUUAGAUUGACAUUCCUAAUCCAACCUACAAAUGAUUGCUCGAUUGUAUUCUAUGGAUUUGCCACUAAGACUGAACAUGUGAACAAUGAGAAAUAGCUUUAUGCUCCAAUUUUUGAUUUUUAAAAUAUUCUUCAGAGGGGAAGUGGUUGUCAGUCAAAGCUGGAUAAAGUAGUGCUGAGUGGUAAAAAUAAAUAAAUCAAUAAAUCCGAUAUUUCUUAAUAACCAGGUUUCCAUCCAAACAUUUUUAUGC
This is a messenger RNA of Coregonus sp. 'balchen', 21919 nucleotides long. Lineage: Eukaryota; Metazoa; Chordata; Actinopteri; Salmoniformes; Salmonidae. The record is from the annotation of a GenBank genome assembly.